UUUCUUCAUUAAACACACGACACACACACACACACACACACACACAGCAAGGUUUUCUUCUAAAUGGCGAAAACAGACAAAGAGCAGCAGACCUCAGGAGAUUAGCAGUAAAAAUAAAGGUAGGACAUAAAGAAAAAGGAAGAACACAAAUAAAACCUAAGUGACUUUUAUGUCUGCGGGACCGUGAACGCAGCUCCGCCUGAAUGCUUUUAGAGGAAACUUCUGCAGUUAAAAGACGGAAACGGCGACAAAAGACGCUUUUACAACUAGAAACAAAUGACACCAAAGACCUCUGUUUGAUAAAACUACCUCCAAUCAAACCUCAUGUGUUAAUAUUUAGUGUCUUAUGCCAGCAGGAUGGGGAACAGCAGCAGUGACAGGUCCGGGAGUCAGGGUGAGAGGUCAUACAGGGAACAUGGAGGGAAGGAGGCCCGUCCCAACCUCCUGAUGGACAGCUCAGAGGACACAGACCUGUUCCAGAGAGAAGAUACAAAGGCUCCACAGGAAAUACAGGAGUUUCUGGCCUGGCAGCAAGACCUGGAGAGCGACAGCAAGAGUCCCACGCAGGCCAGACCCACUGUCUUCAGAUGGACGGGGGCCGCCAAGGAGGUCUUUGUGUCGGGAUCCUUUAACAACUGGGCCACAAAGAUCCCUCUCAAUAAAAGUCAGAAAAACUUUGUGGCUAUUGUGGAUCUACCGGAGGGAGAGCACCAGUACAAGUUCUCUGUAGAUGGGCAGUGGACCCUGGAUCCUACUGGGGCCGUGACGACAUCUAAAACUGGCACAGUGAAUAAUGUCAUCCAGGUGAAGACGACUGACUUUGAAGUCUUUGACGCCCUCAGGAUCGACUCAGAGGACACUGAAGAUAUCUCAGACUUGUCCAGUUCCCCUCCCGGGCCUUACCUCCAGGACGCAUAUGUGAUAAAGCCCGAAGACAAGAUCAAACAUCCUCCCAUCUUACCUCCCCACCUGCUGCAGGUUCUGCUCAACAAGGACACAGGCAUCUCUUGUGACCCAACGCUGCUUCCAGAGCCGAACCACGUGAUGCUCAAUCACCUGUACGCCCUCUCCAUCAAGGAUGGGGUGAUGGUCCUCAGUGCAACGCACCGAUACAAAAAGAAGUAUGUGACCACUCUUCUUUACAAGCCAAUAUAACCCACAGAGCCAUGAUCCAGACUCUUAUUUUGAAAUGCAGCUGCUGCUUUGAUUUUUAAUUUUAUUUUUUUUUAAAUGUCUUCCUGAUAUUGAUUUAAGACAUUUGCUAAAUCUACUUUUACCCUCCUGUACUCUUAAUAUUUUAAAUUUUAACUUGCUGCUUAAUGUUUGUUAAUGUAUGAUCUAGUAAUAACAACCUAAAGCUUCCUUUCUUAUGAAGACCAAAGUAUCGCUACAAACCAAAAACGCCAAAAGAUGUUAGAGCAGCAGGUGGAUGUUUUUUUUAUAUAUAUAUAUUAUUAUUUUUUGUGUGUGUGUAUAUAUAUAUAUAUAUAUAUAUAUAUAUAUACACACUGUUAAAAAUAUAUAUACAUAUUUUUUUAUGUCAAUAAAAAAUAAUUUCAAUAGAUUUUUAGUUGAUAAACACAACAAACACUUCCUGCAUGAGUCGAAAACUGAAGUGAAAUUGUUGCUUUACAAAUUAAAGUCACCUGGAAUUGUUAAAAAAACUGUGACUGUAGAAAUGUAAAAGCUAACAAUGCGAUAAGCACAGCUGCAACCUCUGUUAUUACAUAUGUGUGCAAACAGACACAAGGACAUGCAGGGGUUGAGGCUCUCAUUUGAAUUGUUUUAUUUAAUACUGAUGCUUUUAUACAAAAUCAAGCUCCUUUUACUCCAAAUUGUGUGUAAAGCCUUAUAAAAUAAUUAAAAUUUGAAUAGAAACACGU
Molecule: messenger RNA, 1883 nt
Organism: Eleginops maclovinus (Patagonian blennie)
Lineage: Eukaryota; Metazoa; Chordata; Actinopteri; Perciformes; Eleginopidae
Gene: prkab1b
Product: protein kinase, AMP-activated, beta 1 non-catalytic subunit, b
Exons: 8
Coding region: 358-1155 (265 amino acids)
Biological process (GO): signal transduction
Cellular component (GO): nucleotide-activated protein kinase complex; cytoplasm; nucleus
Molecular function (GO): protein kinase binding
Source: RefSeq, a predicted model, not a curated record